CUAAUUCCUUACACUAACCAUGUAUUUAUUUAAAUGUGUGCAUUCAGAGAGCUAAUAUCAAUAUUUUUGCAAUCUUCUUCUUCUUCUUCUAAAGUACUGAAGAAUUUCCCCACCAAAUUCCCAGAAUUGUUGUCAUCCAACCUCUCAUCAAUCUGAAUGGCUAAUGUGGUGGAAUUGAAGGUCGGCUUACAUUGUGAGGAAUGCAUCAAGAAAAUCUUGAAGGCCAUCAAGAAGAUCGAGGAUAUUGAAACAUACAACAUUGAUACACAACUCAACAAGGUCAUAGUGACAGGCAAUGUAACCGAGGAAGAAGUCAUCAGAGUCCUCCAAAAGAUUGGGAAAAGAGCAAGCAAUUGGCAGUCAGAGUAAACCAGUUUCGGAUCUUAAACGAUCAUUCCUACAGUUUUUUUGGAUCGUGGCCAUGGAAACAGAGAAAAAAGGUCACUAUUGGGGGAAUGGAGCUUCCAAGUCACCUGCAGAAACUUGCUUUAAGGCCCUAUAAAUCUUCAUAGAGGAGAUUAUUAUAAUUUUUGCCUAGAAUAUUAUAUGUAUGGAAUGUAAAAUUGCCUUCGAUUAAUUCUAUUCGAUUUUCCUUUU
Vitis riparia (riverbank grape) is the source of this 597-nucleotide messenger RNA. RefSeq names its product copper transport protein CCH. The record is from RefSeq and is a predicted model, not a curated record. Gene Ontology annotation, molecular function: metal ion binding. Bases 157 to 369 code for a protein of 70 amino acids. The transcript has 3 exons. Lineage: Eukaryota; Viridiplantae; Streptophyta; Magnoliopsida; Vitales; Vitaceae.